UAUGAACAGAUAUUUUUGUCUUAUUUUUUUUACCGCUAAAAUUAAUCGAGUACGAAACUGUGGCUAUUUACAAACUCAUGUAUAGAGGUUAGGAAGACCUUAUUUUGCGUGGGUGGGGAACGAAAUUCAAAAGUGUUGCUGUUAUUUCUGUGACUUUGUUUAUUAUUUGAGUUUGCAAUCACUUUUUCUUUGGAAUUAUUGGCUGACAUAGGACACAAUAUUGAGUACGGAUGAUAUGCGCAUUACAUUUGGAAAGCGACAACUCCCUACGGAAUCUUUUCUCAUCCUAAAAACAAGACCAGGGGGAAAGGAUAGUUAGAAACAGACUAAAUCUAAUCAAAAAUGCAUUGUGCCAAAGUUAACUGUAAUAUGAAGAUGUAUUUUAUGGUAGUUUUGGAUAGGAUAUAAAUCUGGAUCAAUAAAAUUAUAUGAUUUGAUUGAACAUAGCACUGAAAGUUACUCAAAUUUACAAAGAUGAAAAAUCGAUGAAAAAAAGACACCAUGAGAAGUCUUAAUGAUGGUGAUAUGACGAUUACAAAUCCUCUCCCUCCUCAGAAUUUGAACACUAACAUGAUUGGGCAAUUGGGUACAAAUGUUGGGGAGGAGCCAAGGAGAAUACUCGUCAAACAGGAAGCUGUGGAUGAGGAGGAUGGCUCAGUCAAUAAAAGGAGAUUUUUACGUCCUGAGGUUCCAGAUUUACCGAAGCAACAUAGUGAUCCAUGUGGUCGUGUGUCAAAAGAAGGGAAAUAUGAAUCUGAUUCAGAAAAGUUCUUUGCAUAUAAUAGAAAUUAUGAAUAUGAUAGAGCUUUUAGGGAACAAAGAUCUGUUGUAGAAAGGUAUAAUGUUGAAACUCUUCAGUACCAAAGUUCAUUUGAGCAUCGAUCUGUUAUACGAAUGCCUUAUAAUCAAAGUGCACCUAACCUUUUAUAUGAUAAACAAGAGGAUUCGGAAAUGACCGGAAACUUAUUUACACCUACGACAUUCAGAGAUUCUGGAUAUCUUGGCAAUUAUCACCUUGCUAAACAAAAAGAGGCAAAACAAUCAUAUUUAUCAGUUUCUCCAAGAAGUUUAGGAAGAGAAGCAUUUAGAUCAGCUCGUCUUCCUAAAAGUGAUGAUAGCAUAACAUCAAAAGGCCAUUCCGAUUUUAGUGGAUCAGAAGACGGUUACAGUAGUCGAGAACCAUCGCCAUAUUCAAAGGACAUCAGGUCACCAUCUCCGCACAUCACAAAAACUUCAUCAACGGAGAGUAAUGAGAUUAAAAAAAUUCACCAAAUUACAAGCAUUGUGAUAACUAGUGAUGAUGAUGUUGUGACAACAGUUAAAAGUGAUAUUGACACUAUGACGGGCCACGAGGAAGGAACGGAGGGGUUGUUGUCCUAUAAACGGGCAUUAUUUCCAGGAAAUUUCAAGAAAAAUCUUCAACAUCGAUACUUUAGUAGUCAGAAACGAAGUGGCUCUUCAUCAUCAGACGCUUCAAGUUUUGAUAAGGCAGAAUCUGCUCGUUCUCUUUCAAACUCACCCUCUCAGGAACGUAGUUUUGAGGAAUUACCAAGCCAUUCACCAAGUAAGUCAAAAUCUUUAGACACUGAAUCCACAUCCACUAACACAACAGAGGAGAGUGAUGUUUUUAUGGAGUCUGCAUCAAAAGUUCAAGCACAAAAACGUUCACCUCAAGGUUCUCCAGACUUUUCACAGAUGUCAUUCACACAGCAAGGGCAUCCUCCUACUCAAAAUUAUUUUGGGUCGGAACUUUCACAGAAUAAAGAACAAGUACAUCUUGUUCCUAGUCAUCCUUCUCAGAAAUAUUUUGGGUCGGAAAUGGUGAUAGGGACUAAAGAACAGGAAAUUUAUGGACCUCAAAACACAAAACCACAAUUUCCUUAUCUACAUCACCAUUCACCAGGAUUUCCGUCACCACAUUUCCUGUCGUCUGCAAACCCAUCACCAUUGUGCUCUGUUCCAGAAGGAGGCCAUAUUUUCAACUUCAAUAUGUCAAACCCAUUUGAGGGUUUUCAUUCAGAUGCAGAGAUUCCUUCACCUAGUCCUGGCAUGUCACCUGGGAUUCAUUUUGCAUUUCCACCUAGAGCAAUGAUGCUAAACUCCAUGUCAGAACUGAAUCGAUUGGCAGUUUCUCCACGAGGAAUUUAUCCUAGUCAGCCCAUCAGUAUGCCGUUAUCUCAGAUACCGUCCAGUCACCCAAUUUUAGAACAAAAUCGUGAUCAGCGUAGAACUUUGUCUGACUCCGAUGCUUACAUAUGUCCUGUGUGUAAUCAAGUGUUCCCUUCAUACGAUAACUUAGCAAAACACAUGGCAAAACACUUACCGACAGAAACUGUUCGACAAGGGGACAAUAACAAAGUACACUAUUGUAAAGUUUGCAAUAGAUCUUUUUCUCGUAGCGACAUGUUGACUCGCCACAUGAGACUGCACACAGGCAUUAAACCAUAUGAAUGCAGUGACUGUGGACAAGUCUUUAGUCGAAGUGAUCAUUUAAAUACACAUAAACGUACUCAUACUGGUGAAAAGCCGUAUCGAUGUCCUCAGUGUCCGUAUGCGGCUUGCAGACGUGACAUGAUCACCCGUCAUAUGAGAACACAUUAUAAAAGAUCGGCAAAGCGGGGAAAGUUUCUGUCAGUACCAGAGAGAGAAGGAGAUUUACGAAAGAGUUCGGUAUCAAGUACAGAUACUACAGAUUCACAAGAUGUAUCUGGACGAACAUAUUCACAAUCCAGUGUGGAAAGUGUGGAUUAUGACUCAAGUGGAUCUAGGUCCUGCUCCAUAUCAAGAGGUGACAGUGGUGAAAGGAUGCUGUUUCCUUUAUCGCGUGGAGACAGUGGUGAGACGGAAAACAGAGCAGCAAGGCCAUGGUCAAGUACAGAAAGUGCCGUGUUUGAAGAUUCUAGUACUGAUGGACGAUCAGCCAAACUACAUUCUAUUCAGCGUACUUCAGCAAUUCAUCGAGACAUACCUAUACAACGUGACACCCUUAAAGACCCAUUUCUUGGGUACAGAAAAAUGAGAAACUGGUCUACGACAAGUUUUGAAAGUGUUGAUUCAGAAGACUGUAGAUCUCUUAAAGAUUCCUUUGCAGAAGACACAAUAUUUGAAGCAGGAGGGGACUCUGUUACCAUGACAACAUCAAAUGUACAAAUGGUAUCUAGACAGAAUGAGAAAUGGGAAGGACCAUUAAUAGGGGUGGAGAACUUACAAGAAAAAUGUUCUAUAAGUUCUGGGAGUAAAACAGUAGAAGAUUGAUAAUUAGUUUAUUAGGAUUUUAAAUUGUUCAUUUUUGCUGAUCUUUUCAAAGAAGUUACAAAAGGUGUUGCCUCUUAUUAGCAAGUUAAACAGACAUUAAAUAAGGAAAUGACCUUUGCUGACACAUUUUUCUGCAUAUUUGCAUUUAUAAAAAGAUAUUUAUUUAUAAGAUAAGUGUUUAACUUAAGUAGACUUAAGUGUAAAAGGCUGUACUUUGACCUAUAAUGGUUUACUUUUACAAAUUGUGACUUGGAUGGAGAGUUGUCUCACUGGCACUAAUACCACAUCUUCUUAUAUCUAUUUAUCCUUAUUUUUUGUACUUUUUCCUCAGAAAUUAGUAGGACUUUUCCCCCUCAACACAACAGUUUGUUUGAACUUUGAAAAGAUCAGUAAAAUUAGCGGUAGAACAAAUUUUAUACUUUUUCUAAAAGUCUCAGAAAAUGACGCAUUCCUUUAUUAUAUCAACACAAAGAAUUGAUAUUUUUUAAUUAAGAAUUUUUUAUAUUUGUUGUUAUAUUUUAUAUUGUCCAUCAUUAUUCUCAUGUUGUUAUUAUCACUCAACUGUAUGUUAACGGGUAUUAGCCACACCUACUUACAUGUGACUUAUCUUAAAUAUAAGGCAUCUGUAAGACAGACCAGUCUAUAAAAAAGAAAUUCCCCUAUAAAUUUUUUUUUGCUCAAAAAGAAAAAAAAAAUCCUUUCACAUUGAAAAGAAUUUUUAAAAUGUCAUGAAUGAUAAAUUUAGUUUAAUUCAGGGAACCUAUUUUCAUAACAAGGAUGAUCUAAGACCAAGAUUUAAAAAAAAUUAAAUUAGAGGAACAAUUUUACUCUUGACAAGUGCGGUGGUGGCUUGUAUUUCUUUUCAUACGGUAGUGAUAAAUAAUUGUCACGUUAGAUUAAGGUGGGCUCUGAUAUUUGUUUGAAGGAAGAUUCUAUAUUACAAGAUUGCACAAUAUUAUGAUUAUAACUGUAUUUGGAUUUUUUUUCUUCGUUUGAUUCAUUGAGAAACAUCUUUACAAUUCCUUGUGUCGUUUUAAGUUAAAGUUUACUGCAGCUCAAACAAGAGAAGUGAGCUUGUUUUGAAUAUUUCUGUAAUAUUAGCCACUGAAACUAUCAGUCAUUCAAACUAUCCAGGAAUCUUAGGGGGACUUUUUAUGAAAUAACAGCUGAUUAACCUACUAAUGUUUGAAGUUUAUCCAUGCUUUUCGGAUAAAAGAUUACAGCAGAUUAUAUAUAUAUACCGAUUUUGAACAAGAAUAUUGAAUUAUCUUCCCCUUUACUUAAUUUACAUAUCAGGAUGAAUGCAACAACUUAGAAAAGAAAUAUCAGGGUCAAACCUUAAUUAAUGAUGACAAUUUUAUCAAAAUGCAUUUUGUAUUUUAUUAAGACUGUGGGUUGAUAGUGUUGAAUUGAUUAUGUUAUUUUUAUUUGCAUAUAUAUAGCUGGAGUAUUUUUUCUCGAAUUAACCUAUGUGGUUUCUACAAUUUUGAUCAAAGAAUGUGAUUUUUUUUUUAGAAAUAGAAGUGAAAGUAGAAAUAUAACAUCUUAUAUGAUAUUAAAAAUUAUUUCAAAUAUUAUAAAAAGUUUGAAAAUCACUGAUUAGCAGAAAAGAGCGCAACACAUGGUUAAGGCCUAAAUGAAAAUUCUAAUGUUUGGGGUUUCCUUUCUUACUAUUUUUUUAUGCCUUAAAAAAAAUUAUUUCAACUUUUGGUAAUCAGUAAUGAUGACAAAUUGCUGGUUGUCCCAGAUACUCCAGGAACAAAAUUGAUAAAAAGAAAUUAAAUAUUUCUUCAGGAGGAAACCCUUAUCACAUAUAAUUUUUAAUUUGGCCUAAAUAUUACUUAAGGUGCAUAUAUGAAUGUAAAAAUACUGGUUUUUGAAUUAAUUGAUAGAUUUCUUGUUUUAUUUUCUAGUUUAAAAGAUAAAGGAAAGUUAUUUGAUGUGAAAUGAUAAAGUAAAAAUGCAUUUUGCACAUUCAUCUUAGUUCUUGUUGUUAGUCUGAAUUUUGGAACAGUGAGCUUAUCUUGAAAUCUUCUCUUACUUUUCAUGUGAAUUUAAAGAAGAUUACAUUAUUUGAUGACCCUAUUAGUUUUACUAGAUUUUCUUGAUUUUUCUGAUAAUGAUUAGAUUGUCUAUCGUAGAAACUGGGAAAAAAAUACUUUGAAAACAGUUUUGAAUUAAUGAAAGGAAAAAGUUGUGAAAUGUAAGAUGAAAAUUUGACCGAUUUGCAUUUUUUAUUUCUAAAUUCAGACAUUUACAUCAAGAAUUUUUUCAUAUUUGUUUCAUAUCACAACAUCGUUGUGUUUUAAUCAGUAUUAUGAUAGUAGAUAUUAUUUUAUACAAGUGCUAUUUAUAUGUUUAAAAAAUUGUAAUUUGAACAGUUUUUAUGUUCAAAGGAAGUGAAAUUGAAUUAAGGGGAGUUAACUUGAAUUUACAAGGGGAAUAACUCUUGUUAACAAAAAUUCCAAUUUUUUGUAGUAAAUUUUUUAAAUUAUUUAUUAGUAGUCGAGAGAGAUCUUUUAAAGAAGAUAUGUACAUUUAUUAAGUAAUUACUAAAUGGAUAACCUGAUAGAUAUGUAUAUUCCAAAGAAAACUUUCUAUAUUUCCAUGAAAGCAUGUAACAAAACACAUCUUUUGAACAUCUGAACAGUUUAAAUUACAAAUAAGAGUGGUUCCUUAGUUUGCUUUACAAAGAGUACAUAAUUACCUUUAUCUAUGAUAGUGUUGAAUUAUGUCCCUUUAUUUCUAAUUAUAAUCCAGUUAUUUUUAUGGGUUUUUUACAAUGUAUUUAUAGAAACAGAUCCCAGACAUAAUGUUUUGAAUUAUUAUGUUUCGUGAUUAAUUUGGAGUAUGCCACUUUUGAUAUUUUAAGGCCAUAUAAUGGAUUCUUAGAUUCAAUUGUAUCUUUUAUAAGAUUUAGGGAAAUUAGUAAUCUCUCAAUUUCUUUUCAGUUGCUUGUUCUCGGUAAUACAAUUCAAUACUUUUCACCAAAAAGUUUAGAAAUUCUUUUUUACAAUGCAACUAUCUCUUAAAAAAUCACGAUUGGUGAGGAUGAAAAUCUAGGAGAUAAAGUUAUCUGGCCUUAAAAAUGGAACCCUUCGAGUUUUGAUCUGGAUAGUAUCUUUAUUUCAAGUGCCUUAGUAUUGACCCAUUUCAACGACACAUUUUUGUUUUUAUUUUUCGUUUCACUGUACAAAGGGAGAUAAUCCAGUUUAUUUAUGGUAGAAAUUUUAGAUAGAACAUGUUUGUAAAUAAGAAAUACUUAAUCAUACUGUUGUGAAAUCAAAAUAUCAAAAAAGCAAAAGCCUGUCAUGUUGUGUGAGUGUUAUAUGAAGAAAUAUGCUUAAUUCUUAGCAAAGAAUAUACACAGAAUAUCAAAUCAUAUCAAUUCAGUUUUGUUUUUCUUACUGAUUAAACAGCUUUAAGAUUUUUGGCAGGGGUCAUCAAAGGUCAUUUAAAGGUGGUGCUCCUACAUCUUUGAAAUUUUAAAAACCACCAUGUGAUUUCCUAGUUUAAAAUGAAUUGAAAAUUUGUAUUGUUCGAAAAGACCAAAAUCAUGAAAAUCGUGACAAAAAUAUACACUUUGUUGACGUAAAUUAAAUAUUAUUGUCAAUUAUACAAGUCAUUGACACAGACAAAUUAUUCUAAACAUGUCAAUUUAAUUCUUAAAAAUAAGAUAAUUUGAACAGUUCAUGAUUUCUGUGGGCAAAAAAUAACAUUCUGUUUGUAUUUACAAAUAAUCACACAUGGGCAAUUAUUGAAGGCAUUUAUUAUAAGUGCUAAGUGCUCAAUAACUUGUUUGUAAAGUUUCCCGGUGAAUAUAUAACGUAUUUAUGCAGUGUAUAGGUUUAUUUUUGAUGAUUGAAAAAAGAGUGAAAUGAACAAUUGUAAACAAACAAUUUUUUAAGCCAUUUUUGUAAAAAAAUUUACACAGUAUUAGAUUGAUCUUGAAAGUUUUGAAUUAAGAUAUAUUUGAUUAAUGUUUUUAGCUUUGAUAUGAAAAGGAGCAAAAAAUCAAACAACUAACAUACAGUUAUCUAUCUUCAAUUUCUUAGGUGGCAUUUAUUGUAUUUAUCAUUCCAAAGUUCAGAGGUCAGUUGUAAAUUGUUUUAAUGUCGUAAGGGACCCAUGAAAACUCUUUGAAAUCAUGUGCAAUUUUGUGAUAUGUAUAUGUAAGAGCCUUAUCAUGUUUGGUACAUAUAAUGUACAUUUGUUUUCAUCAUUUCACAUUCAGACAUUGUAAUUACCUCCCCUUAUUCAGACAGUAGUUACCUCCCUUUUGUGUUUUCCUUUUUAUUCAAACAACAAAUAUCAGUCUAUCCAAAGUUAUUUAUACUUUAAAUACACAUCAAUAUUAGAAUGUUUUUAUCAGCUUUAAAACAUUAAAAGUUUGCAUUAUAAUUUAGAAUACAUGUUUUGUAUUUAAAUUUUGCUAUUAAUGAAAAUAUGUAUGGUUUUUUUCCCAUUAUUCUGUGAGAUUUUUCUAGCAUUCUGAUUUUAGAAUACAACAUAUAUGUUUUAAUUAUUUUAAUAUCUUAUGACACCUUAAACUAAUCAAUGAUUACAUUUGUUGCCAGAUUGUCAUAGAUUUUACAGCUAAUUCUCUUAUGAAGAUCAAUGUUUUCAAUAAAGGAUGCUGUCAGAGUUGUGACAACUAGGUACCCCUGUAAGAGGCCAUGCAAAUGUUUGUCAUAGAUUUUACUGCCAAUACACCUAAUCGCUAUUUAUUCCAUUCCGGAUAAGUUCUAAAAUUACACAACUUUUUCAUCAAGUUGAAGCUAUCUGUGGCCCUGUUUAAACAAUGCACCAUGCAUGAUACUUUUUAAUGAGAUCUGUUUAAAACAUUGUAAAUACUUCAAACAAAAUAUUUUUUGACUAUAAUUUGAGUUUCGAAAAAGUGGAUCAUAAUCUAUCAAAGUUUCGUAUUGAUUGCUUUCUUAAUUUUUCCCUCCCUCAGCUCGUUACUGGUGACCUUUGUUGUUUACCUGUUCAAGGCCUGUUGACCCAAACAGGAAGUUGUCUAAAUGACUGUUUUUCCGGAUUGGACUAAAUAGCAAUAAGGUGUAUUCUUUUCUAGAUCAGAUUUUUAACAGUGACAUUAUCACUAAUUUAGUUAGAAUUCAAAUACAAACCAGAUAUUCAUUAAGUUUAUUAUUUCAAUGCUAGAUGAAAUUUUCAAAUAUAAACACUCUUAGUUAAAUGGUCAGAUUUGCUCUAAACUAUAGAGUUCAUUAAUGCAAUUUAUUAUAUAAACUCAACCAUAAAUGAGACAGCAACUGAGAAAUAAGAUGAAUAGAAUUUAUUAUCAAACUAUAUUAUUAAUUCCUGUAGAAAGAAAGAACUAUUAGCACAAAAUUUCAAAAAAAUAUUGCUAGUUGAAAAUUCAGGUAGAAAAGAGUCUUACAUGUAACUUAUUAAAAGAAUACUAUACAUUUAGACACUUUCAAGGUAGUAGGCAAUCAUGAUCAGUGUAUAUCAGUUGAAACACAUUCAAUUGUGUAAUCAUGAUCAGUGUACGUCGAUUGAAACUGAUUCAAUUGUGUUAAAGGUUUCCCCGUAGUUAUUUAUUAGAGCUAUUUUCCUAAUGCUUGUAGUUUAAAGGUUUGGUUGGCUUGCUUGCUUGCUUUGUUUGUAUAAAUGUUUGCUGAAGCAUUGUAAUUAAGAUUGACAUCUGCAAUCAAUAGAUAGGCGGGGUUCAGUUUGUAAACAUUAUACUCUGCAUUAUAUUUAACAUCCAAUAAUAUUGUAAGUAUAAUGUAUACAAGCUGAAGCCCCACCUAUCUAUUGAUUGCAGAUGUCAAUCUUAAUUACAAUGCUUGAGCAAACAUUUAUACUAACAAAGAAAGCAAGCCAACCAAACCGUUAAACUACAAGCAUUAGGAAAAUAGCUCUAAAACUUUCUCUGGAAUUUGUAUUGGUUACAACUGAUAACAUUGAGCAUGUCUGUGUAAUAUCUUACAAUGAUCUAUUUUCUACAAAACUGUAAAUUUUAAAAUAAUUACAAGCAUUUAUUAUUGCAAUUUUGACAGGACCAAUCACAAUUCCAGACUAAUUAUUGGGAUUUAAAAAAAAAAGAGCUACAAA
Messenger RNA from Mytilus californianus (California mussel), 9339 nucleotides. RefSeq lists its product as uncharacterized. Lineage: Eukaryota; Metazoa; Mollusca; Bivalvia; Mytilida; Mytilidae. Bases 502 to 3255 code for a protein of 917 amino acids. The record is from RefSeq and is a predicted model, not a curated record. Gene Ontology annotation, biological process: regulation of transcription by RNA polymerase II. The transcript has 3 exons. Gene Ontology annotation, molecular function: DNA-binding transcription factor activity; RNA polymerase II cis-regulatory region sequence-specific DNA binding.